UCUGGUAUCCUUCUCGGCCUCUUUCGCCUCCUGGUGCCAUUUGCCUUAGCGGCCACGUUCUACAUUUACUUGUACCCGGCGUUCAAACAAUGCAGCUUUCCCGAAGCUCGCAACUCUUCUCUAAACACGCACCAUGAUGCCGCCUCAACAUCGAGCCACAAGGCACCAUUUCGCCUCCUCGCCCUCGCCGAUCCGCAGUUAGAAGGCGACACUUCGCUUCCCAGUUCCGAUUCGCCGGCAUUUCCGAAUUUUGAACGGCUGUUGAAAGAUGUCGAAAAAGAUGGGCUUGGAGUUUUGUCUACGAGCUGGCGAAGCAGGAUAGAGGACUUGCUGCAUGAGGAUAUAGUCCGGACAAUAAGAGGAUAUCGAAAGCGUCUGGACCUCUGGGGUAAUGACAGAUAUCUGGCGCAUAUCUACAGGGCGAUGCACUGGUGGUCGGAUCCUACCCACAUAGUUGUGCUGGGAGAUUUGCUUGGAAGUCAGUGGAUCGACGACGAGGAGUUCUCGAGUCGGACUAGAAGGUUUUGGAACACAGUCUUCAAGAGCGGGCAUGUCGUUCCUCGGGAGAUCACGGAUGCGAAUGAAUAUCACGCCGAAGUGCUUGGACAAGAUCCGACCUGGAAGAAUAGGAUCAUUGCUGUUGCUGGCAAUCACGACAUAGGAUAUGCUGGAGACAUCACAUUGGAACGCAUGCCUAGGUUCGAGGAUGCCUAUGGAAGAGUGAACUGGGAAGUCCGCUUUGCGUUGAACAAGCUUCCUGCCGCUCCUGAGCUUCGUUUGGUUAUUCUCAACUCGAUGAACCUGGACGGGCCCGCAUACGAGCAGGAUCUGCAAGCGGAAAGUAUGGAAUUCCUCGAUCGGCAUCUGCACAACGGAGACCUUCCUCCAAGCACAGCUACCAUCUUGCUUACGCACAUUCCGCUAUACAAGGAAGAGGGUGUCUGCGUUGAUGGACCGUUCUUCGAUCACUUUCCCGAAGGCAACGGUAGAGGAAUCAAAGAGCAGAACCAUCUUAGCAGUGCAACAAGCGAGAGAAUCCUAGAGGGCUUGACCGGACCGAACGGAAACGGUAGUGCCAUCGUCUUGAACGGACAUGAUCACGAAGGAUGCCUCGUCUACCACGCAAGCCUGAAAACGGGUAUGGAGAUCAUCAAUGAACAGACGCCAAUAUGGGCAGCGUACGAGUAUCACUCUCCUGAAGGUGCACUAGCUCGCCAUCCUAGCCGGACCGGCGUGCGAGAGGUCACUGUACGCAGCAUGAUGGGAGAUUUCGGCGGCAAUGCCGGUUUAGUCAGUGCAUGGUGGGAUGAAACGGCCGGACAGUGGCGAUUCGAGUAUGCAGACUGUCUGUUUGGAGUACAGCAUAUCUGGUGGGCGGUGCAUGUGUUUGACGUUGUUGCUGCUUGCAUUGGGUUGCUCGGAGCGCUUGCU
This is a messenger RNA of Zymoseptoria tritici IPO323, 1431 nucleotides long. RefSeq lists its product as uncharacterized. Gene Ontology annotation, cellular component: endoplasmic reticulum. The record is from RefSeq and is a predicted model, not a curated record. The annotation marks the transcript as partial. Gene Ontology annotation, biological process: GPI anchor biosynthetic process. Lineage: Eukaryota; Fungi; Ascomycota; Dothideomycetes; Mycosphaerellales; Mycosphaerellaceae. The transcript has a single exon.